AUGGGCAACUCAAAAACAAAGAUACAUAUUCCACCUGAACAGCUCGAAGAGUAUCGUAAGAUUAGUGGUUUAUCGGAUAAAGAAGUACGAGACUUCCUUGACGUCUUUCUAUCGGAAUAUCCAUCAGGAGAAGUUAUUAAGGAAGAUUUUGUUGAGGAAAAUAUUAAAACACAUGGAGGACAUUUGCAAAUGUGGAAUCAUAUUUUUGAUGUGUUAGAUAAGGAUGGGAAUGGCCUUUUUGACGCCAAAGACUUUUUGAUUGCGUGUAAUAUUGGUGUGAAUGGUACCCCUGAGGAGAAGCUGUAUUUUGCUUUCAAAGUUUAUGACAUAGACGGCAAUGGAUACAUUGAUUACUUUGAGUUCUCGCAGUUGUUUCAUUUCACAUUUGGAAAUUUCCAACUCUCAGACAAUUCCAUCAAAUCAGAACAAGACUUUCUUGUAGAAGAUAAGGAAUUAUCUGAGAAGUGUCGCAGAAUCUUCCAACGGCUCGAUAAAAGCGAAAGAGGUAAAAUUUCAAUGCCAGAGUUUGUUCAUGGCUUGCGUGACGAUCCUGUCAUGAUUGCAAGCUUUACUUUGUUUUGA
Messenger RNA from Naegleria lovaniensis, 582 nucleotides. RefSeq lists its product as uncharacterized. The record is from RefSeq and is a predicted model, not a curated record. The transcript is spliced from 3 exons. Lineage: Eukaryota; Heterolobosea; Eutetramitea; Acrasida; Naegleriidae. Bases 1 to 582 code for a protein of 193 amino acids. Gene Ontology annotation, molecular function: calcium ion binding.